GGUUUUGCGUUGGAUUAGUGGUUUUUGUUUCUGGUAUGGCGAUUAAUGUGAAAUCUGAUUUGGUUUUGCUGGGCUUGAAGGCCCAAGGUAGUGGGUACAAGAUUCCUAAGGGAGGCCUGUUUGAAGUGUUUUAAGGCUACUGCUUACCUAAAUUAUUGAGAAAGGCUAUCAUCAAAGACCCAGUAUGUGGACCAUAUUCCGAAGGCAGUCCAGGGCAAUGUUGCAAUUGCCGUUGUUGCUAUACGGUAAUACGGGAUGCUGAAAUAUAAUACUCCGUAAUAUAUAUAUAUAUGUUUGAUGAGCCUUCAAGUUAUCUGGAUGGGAAACAAAGGCUUAAAGCAGCUAAAAUUGUUAGAUCAUUGCUUAGACCUAAUAGCUAUGUCACUGUUGUGGAACACGAUCUUAGCAUUUUAGACUGACCUCAUUUCACGACCAAAGCUUGAAUUCACCAAGGAUAGGGAGCAGUAGUCUGCAGGAACUUAUUAUUACCUGGAUGAUUGAUUAGGUUCUCACACAGGAGUUUAUGGCAGCGAUCUCAAAGACAUGUUUCCCAGCAGAAUUGGAUCUGUUGCUGGCUAUUGUUAUAAUGAAAUGAGUUGAAAGUGGGUGAUAGAGGAUUAGCUGACGGAUUAAGAUUAUAGCCAGUUGGCCAAUUUUGGCAUUGAUUUGAAUCAGAAUGUUGUUGUCUCUUUGAUAGAACUGAAACGAAUCAGACAGAUACAAAUCAUUAUAUUUUUUUUUCUCGAUGAGGUAUAAUACUGCUGGUUUUUUCUUGUAGGAUUAUUUAAGAGUGCAGGAAGCUACUGGGUUGCAAUUCGGAAGGGAAAUAAGUUCUGAGAAAUGUUUAGAUAGGUUUUUCUAUGACUUGACAUGACAGAAAUUUAAGCCUCCCAAAAGAAAAGAAAGUAAAUUAUGUUAUGUUCCAAAUGUGGCAUGCAAAAAAAUAGAGGUAGUAAGGUAAGCUGCGUCAAGUCUUAAGACUUUAAGAGUGCAAUUAUUAUAUAUGCCCGGGAGCUCCCACUGGCGUACAUAUCCUUGACGACCUAUCUCACGUGCACAGUGCACUAGCUUGUUGCCUGCUCCUUCAAGUGAUGUGUAUGUCUGGUGCACAUUUUAUGUACGCCAGCAUCUAAUGUGAAAGGUCAUUUGAUCAGAAAGACACCGUGAAGCGUCCUACUUACUACUAACCAGUCUAUUAAGGCAUCAUCUAACCAUUUAUUUAUUAAGGUAUUAUACGCUAAUUACGCCGUAGUUGAAGCUUCUAGGUCAAUUAAAUUAUAAUUGUAGUCGUAUCCUGCCCACUACAGGUUUCCAGGUUUAAAGUAUGGCAUGCAUCAGAUGAGAUCCUUGUUGGAAAUUCAAAUAAAUAUUCCAUGUCUAGACAAAACUCAUCUUUGUCUUAAUGUGAAUAUUCUUAACAAUUACGGAUAUUCCACUUUGACCAAUUACCAGUUUAGUACAUAAAUUUGUUUACUUGUCUAUCCUUAAAAACAUUAUAAGUUCCAAUGCCAUAGUUUGAAUCAUAGAUUGUGGAAAUACUAUUUAUAUACGGGGUUUGGACCUGAAAGCUUCUGCAGCACAGAUUCACAGAAUGGGUGGGAUGAUAAGAUAUCCUAACUCUUGCUUAGGCUCUCUUUUGGUUCUGGGAUUAGUUUUGAAUGUAGCAGUGGUUAGCAAUGCAGGGAAAUCAACUACUUUUGUCAGGAAAGUCGAAAAAGCUGUUGAUAUGCCUUUGGACAGUGAUGUUUUCAGACUUCCUCCAGGCCACAAUGCUCCUCAACAGGUUCACAUAACACAAGGAGAUCAUGUUGGAAAAGGAGUGAUUGUGUCAUGGGUUACUCCAAUCUCACCAGGUUCUAGCUCAGUGGUGUAUUGGACUGAAAAUAGCAAACAUAAGUACAAGGCUAAGGGCAUAGUCACCAAGUAUAAAUAUUACAAUUACACUUCUGGUUACAUUCAUCACUGCACGAUCAAAAAUUUGGAGUACAAUACCAAAUACAACUACAAGGUCGGAACUGGAAAAUAUGCAAGGACAUUCUGGUUUGUGACUCCACCAGAAGUUGGUCCUGAUGUACCAUACACUUUUGGUGUCAUAGGAGACCUGGGCCAAACAUUUGAUUCAAACAAGACGCUUACUCAUUACGAGAUGAAUCCAACAAAAGGGAAGACCCUUCUAUUUGUUGGGGACCUAUCUUAUGCUGAUAACUAUCCGUUUCAUGACAACGUGAGGUGGGACACCUGGGGAAGAUUUGUUGAGAGGAGUGCAGCUUAUCAACCAUGGAUUUUGACUGCCGGAAAUCAUGAACUUGAUUAUGUUCCUGAAAUUAACGAAACAGAGCCUUUCAAGCCUUACACUCACCGAUAUCAUGUACCGUAUAAGGCCUCAGAGAGCACUGCUCCUUUAUGGUAUUCAAUCAAAAGAGCUUCAGCAUACAUUAUUGUCUUGUCUUCAUAUUCAGCAUAUGGUAAAUACACCCCUCAGUAUGAAUGGCUUCAGAAUGAGCUUCCUAAGGUAAACAGAAGUGAGACACCUUGGUUGAUCGUUCUCGUGCACUCUCCAUGGUACAAUAGCUACAACUACCAUUACAUGGAAGGCGAGACCAUGAGAGUCAUGUACGAGUCCUGGUUAGUGCAGUACAAAGUCGAUGUGGUCUUUGCUGGUCAUGUGCACGCAUAUGAAAGAUCUGAACGAGUGUCUAAUAUUGCAUACAACAUCACAAAUGGCCUAUGCAAGCCUGUCAAGGACCUUUCUGCCCCAGUAUAUAUUACCAUUGGUGAUGGAGGAAAUAGUGAAGGAUUAGCAGCCAACAUGACUGAACCCCAACCAAGUUAUUCGGCUUACAGGGAGGCUAGUUUUGGGCAUGCAACGUUCGAUAUUAAAAACCGAACUCAUGCUCACUACAGCUGGCACCGCAACCAAGACGGAUACGCUGUCCAGGCCGAUUCCAUGUGGUUCCACAACAGAUACUGGAGGCCUGAUGACGACUCCUCUGACCACUAAUGUUGAUCACAACAGAUAGAGUUAUUUUUUCUUCUUUCAGAAUAAACUUAUUAAAUUGUGUAUGCCAUUUGUACUAUAGAGCAAUGCAUGCUUUGUUGGUCCAUCCUAUUCCUAUGUUGUUUUUACAUUAUUUAGACCUUCAUCACUGUAGAAACUAGAAAGUGGCACUUUUAUAACACUAUGAUAUCAUAAGUUCUGAUAGCAGCAUUCAGAAAAGUUUGUUGGUUAUUAUUAAGACUCCUAGUAGCUUAUAAGAAAGCGAAAUUUUUGGUGGAA
Spinacia oleracea (spinach) is the source of this 3277-nucleotide messenger RNA. RefSeq names its product purple acid phosphatase 2. The record is from RefSeq and is a predicted model, not a curated record. NCBI's taxonomy places the organism in Eukaryota, Viridiplantae, Streptophyta, Magnoliopsida, Caryophyllales, Amaranthaceae. The transcript has 12 exons. Bases 1592 to 3001 code for a protein of 469 amino acids. Gene Ontology annotation, molecular function: acid phosphatase activity; metal ion binding.